This is a messenger RNA of Hibiscus syriacus, 1020 nucleotides long. Its product is annotated as peroxidase 7. Lineage: Eukaryota; Viridiplantae; Streptophyta; Magnoliopsida; Malvales; Malvaceae. Bases 1 to 1020 code for a protein of 339 amino acids. Gene Ontology annotation, biological process: response to oxidative stress; hydrogen peroxide catabolic process. Gene Ontology annotation, molecular function: peroxidase activity; heme binding. The record is from RefSeq and is a predicted model, not a curated record. The transcript has 2 exons.
AUGAAAUGCUCCCUUGUCUGCCUUUUUCUCCUCUCAAUUGUAUGUGCAGCCUGGGGUGAUGGUGAACAAGAUUCUUUUCCAACUUUUUCCACAUUACCAGUACCAGAGACUCGGCCUUUUGAUGAUUUCUUAUCCUUUGAUUACUACCACCAGAGAUGCCCACAGCUCGAACAAAUCAUCAGCACAAAGCUCAAAUCUUGGAUCGCAAAGGAUCACACUCUCGCCGCCAGUCUCCUCAGGCUGCAUUUUCAUGACUGCUUCGUCACGGGAUGCGACGCUUCCAUUCUGUUGAACCACGAGGGGAGUGAGAGGAGAGCCGGGACAAGCAAAACCUUGAGAGGAUUCCAAGUCAUCGACGAUAUCAAGGCGGAGGUGGAGAAAUCCUGCCUUGCAACAGUUUCUUGCACCGACAUUCUAACAGCAGCCACUAGGGACGCCACUGUCAUACUCGGUGGUCCUUAUUGGAGGGUUCCCUACGGCAGGAAAGAUUCCACAACUUCGAAUGAAAAAGACGCGGACACAGUGCCGAUAGGUCGUGAAAGCGUUACCGAGCUGCUCGAGUUGUUCCAAUCCAAGGGUCUUAAUUUAGUAGACCUAGUAGUUCUCUCGGGAGUGCACACCAUUGGAAGGACAUCAUGUGGUGCAAUUCAGCACCGGGUAUUCCAGGGUUUGAAUGGAACAUCGGACAUGUCGAUCGACAAUCGGUACUUGGAUUACUUGCAGAGAAAAUGCAGAUGUGGAGGGGAUGAGUACGUUGAUCUUGAUGCUACAACACCAACCACUUUCGACUCCCAAUUUUAUGCCAAUCUGGAGAGAAAGAUGGGACUUUUAUCAACUGAUCAAAGACUUUAUUCUGAUUCGAGGACUUUACCUGUGGUUAAUGCUUUGAUCCAAACCCCAUCCCUUUUCAGACACCAAUUUGCAGUGUCCAUGGUAAGGCUGGCUAACAUUCAAGUCCUCUCCGGUCCACAUGAAGAUGGCCAAAUUCGAACCAAUUGCAGUUUUGUCAACUCUUAUUAA